Melopsittacus undulatus (budgerigar) is the source of this 7317-nucleotide messenger RNA. RefSeq names its product ubiquitin conjugating enzyme E2 K (gene UBE2K). The transcript has 8 exons. Gene Ontology annotation, biological process: proteasome-mediated ubiquitin-dependent protein catabolic process; protein polyubiquitination. Bases 378 to 1130 code for a protein of 250 amino acids. Lineage: Eukaryota; Metazoa; Chordata; Aves; Psittaciformes; Psittaculidae. Gene Ontology annotation, cellular component: nucleus. Gene Ontology annotation, molecular function: ubiquitin conjugating enzyme activity; protein binding. The record is from RefSeq and is a predicted model, not a curated record.
UGACAACGCAACCGCCUUAGCUCUGCUCCGUGGCCCGCCGCCGCCAGCGAAGACAGGGCUCUACCUGCAGACCUUUGUCCUCACGCUUUUGACUGGCGCCGCUAGGGAACCCACCCGGCUCGGGACACGGCGAGCGGCGGCAGGAAAGCAGGCGUCUCCCGAGGCAGGCAGCGAGCGACGCGACACCCCUACACCUCCUAAGGAGGAGGAGGCAGCAUUCUACCCUCGGGGGCAGCAGAGGGUGGUAGGCUAAGGUCGCCUGCAGCUGCCCCACCAGCCAGCGCUCGGCCCCGACCGUCGGGGAACCCCAGUUCCCGCUCCGCGCACCCGGCAGCCCCUCCUGAGCAACGGCGGCAGAGCCGCCUGCUUUAGCGCGCAUGCUCGGAGCGGGCGCCAUUUUGGUUGGGGCCGGGAGUUAUCCAGCGGGAGCGGCGGUGGAGCUCGCUGGGCCCGGCUCGGAGGCGGCGAGUGGGAGCCCGCUGUGGAGAUGGCCAACAUUGCGGUGCAGAGAAUCAAGCGGGAGUUCAAGGAGGUGCUCAAGAGUGAGGAGGAGUUUGGCUUUAAUAGGAAAGAAGUGUACAAGUCCUAAGACGAGCAAAAAUCAAAUUAAAGUAGAUCUUGUAGAUGAGAAUUUUACAGAAUUAAGAGGAGAAAUAGCAGGACCUCCGGACACACCAUAUGAAGGUGGAAGGUAUCAGUUAGAGAUAAAAAUUCCAGAAACGUAUCCAUUUAAUCCUCCUAAGGUGCGGUUUAUCACCAAAAUAUGGCAUCCUAACAUUAGCUCAGUCACUGGGGCCAUUUGUUUGGAUAUUCUGAAAGAUCAAUGGGCAGCAGCAAUGACUCUAAGAACGGUGUUGUUAUCGCUGCAAGCAUUGUUGGCAGCUGCAGAACCAGAUGAUCCACAAGAUGCAGUAGUGGCAAACCAGUACAAACAAAAUCCAGAAAUGUUUAAACAGACAGCUCGACUUUGGGCACAUGUGUAUGCUGGAGCACCAGUUUCUAGUCCAGAAUACACCAAAAAAAUAGAAAACCUUUGUGCUAUGGGCUUUGAUAGGAAUGCAGUAAUAGUGGCCUUGUCUUCAAAAUCAUGGGAUGUAGAGACUGCAACAGAAUUACUCCUGAGUAACUGAGCCAUGUAGAGAGCUGCUUCAAUAGUCCAGCUUGCCCCUUCUGGAGGAGCAUCACCAUCUGUUAUUUUUAGGAUUCUAUAUAGAUUCUCUUUUAAAACUGGCACUCUUACCUGAUGAUGCUAUCUAGGCACUAUUGGAGACUGAAAAAACCGCUCUGUAAAUAAAGCUAAUUAAACGUCUGUGUAAAUUUAAAAAGGGGAAAUACUUUAAUUUUUUUUCUUACUAAAUAUUGUAAAAAUUCUUUGAGCUCAGCUAAGAUAAUGGGAAAAAAACCCAUGCCUACUUUAGUGUUUAGCAGUGUGAUGAAGACUAGCAGGAACUUGCUUCAGGAUUUCGAUUUAGUAAUUCAGAAAGCAACAUUUUUGAGUGUUAGUCAUCAAAAUUGUUGGUGCCACUCAUCACAGCUAUCUUACUGUUUUUAACAUGGAUCCUAUGUGCCUGUGGAUUGACCUAUAUUUGCAUGCUUGUACUUAAUAGACAUAUUAGGUAGGGUUGCUGAAGAGAGCACCAUUGAAAUACUUGAUUGUUCUUGUAACUAUUUUUUUCCUGAAAGACUUUGAAGACUUACCCAAAGUUCCAAAUGGUGACCUAUUCAGAACUGGUUUCUUUCUAGCUGAUUAAUUGGGAAACCCGAUUCUCCUCUCCCUUCCCUUACAUCAUACAGCUGAAAAUCCUCACUAGAUCAUCUUUCAUCAUCUCUGGUUAUUAUGUGUGCCAUUUACGGUAGUCUAGGCUCCCAUUUAUAAACAUAUUUUGAAUUAUCAGUAAUGAUUUUUAUCCAUCAUGUUUUCCACACGCUCUCAUAAGGAGUAUGCCUCAAUAUAGCACAAAAAGAUGGAGCUGGUUUUCUUUCUUUUUUUUUGGUUUUUUUUUCUGCAAUAGAUGUAAAAUGUUCUUCAGUACAUUCUGGAUAAAAUUAUUUCAGUGGGUCUGAAGGAGGAAAACUCUGGUUCUCUAGUGUACCAAGAAUUAAAGAAUACUUUCUUUGAGUACUUGACAUGAUGCAAUCAGCUGUUUUGUGCAGCAGUUUUCUAGCUUUAUUUUGGGCUUCAAUUUAAGGAUUGCUUACCAGGUACUUUAAAAUUCAUCAUUGCUUGCGUUUUUCUCGACUUGACACACGGAGGCUGUGUUGGUGUUUUUCUGUACAUACUUCAAAUGCACAUAGAAGUAGAAGUGUGUUCUUGGUUUAGCUUUCUUUUGGAUUGAUGUUUCUGAUAAAUGAGAACUGAAGUCUUACCUUGGCUUGUACAUACAGUCAGUCUUUUUAUUCGUAUUAAAAUGACAUUUCAUCCUGAGUGCAAAAGCUUGAAAAUUAUUAGUUUUGCAACUUCAAACACUAGUACAUUUAUUUAAAGAGAGCUGUAAUGUCUCUGUGAAUGUGAUGCUAAGUUUUAAGAGUGUAUCUGACAAGGAAGUUCAGAGACUAGAGAGUGGGGCUUGUGGGUGAUGGAGUACUGUAUAAGUCAUCUUUUCCACACUUGUUUUUUUUUUCUCCUAAACUGUGGAUUAAUGGGGUGGGGAAAUACAUGUCUGGGGGGUUUCUGGAGCUAUGAAGUACAAGUUGAAAUAGUUUAAUGCUUCAUAGACACUCUGUUUAUAAGUCAUACUAGAAGAAAUAGGAACAUUAUUGUACCUGUUAAAUAUCUAGAGCAUAGUGGCAGGGGAACAGAACCAGAAAAUAGAGAUGUAGCUAGUUCAGGGAUGUUCCCUGUACUGCUCUGUCCAAUGUGUCCAAACCUAAAAUAUAUCAGGGCACAGACAGUAAAUACUUUGAACUCAUAUCAGUGCAAUACUAAAUGCAUUUGCUUAGUCUUUAUACAUAUUACUUUUUAAGAUGUAGUCAGUGAUCAGUUUUCUUGAGUUAGUGUAAAUCAUUUGCAAUGAUGCCAAAGGAAGUGAGUUGUUUUCGUCUUAUAUUUAUUUAUUUUUUUAACAAGAACUGCUACUGUUCAGCUGGUUUGGUAGGUGAAAACCAGGGACAGUAGGAAACUGGCAGAAUGCCACUUGUGUUAAUCUCAAGUUGCUGUCUUUUCUGUUAUACAGGCUAAGAACUUCUUGAUUACAUCAACACCAUUUUUUUUACCCUAGUGGUAAUUGUAAAUUGCUGACUACUUUCCCUUGUUCUUCACUGCUGUUUAUCAAAAGAAAAAACUUGGAAGUCAUUCUUGGGGACAUAAAACUUAUAAAUUCUGAAUGUGUCUUUUGAUAAGAUUAGUCUCCGAAGGACAGUGGGUUUUUCCAACAGUAUGUAAAGGGAUAAUGGAAGCCAGGGGAAGGGGUGGGGGAGAGGAAAUGGUUCUUGGGUGAGCACGGUCACCUCAGAAAUAAUGCUGUUAGGUUUUACUUCUGUCAUGAAGUUACCUCAUUUUCUUUUCUAUUGCAAAACACUCAUCUUUCCUUUCUCUUAUGGAUAGAUGUUGGCUACUGGGUUUUGCCCUCCAUCCUUGCACUUGGUAGCAAAGAUACUUUAAUGCUAGCUCAGGUGCUGGCAGAAGGGAAGCUUCUCCAGAAGUGAGUAGGGAAGGCAACAUGACCCAGCAUUAAGGAGACAUCUGCAGUCUGAAGUCCCUCUGAAUUUGACAUUCAAGUCCUUUAUAAGGAAUGUUUUUGUAUUCUUGGUAACUAUCAGUCAGAAUUGAAUAUAGAGAUAAUGCUUGAGGUUAGUUUAACUGCAGCUGGGGCUGAGCCCUGGGAAUUUUGCUGUUAAUGUUCAGUUAUCAUUAUGUGUUUGUACAUACAAAAUGGUAGUUCUGUUUUCUGUACAAGUGAACUAUAUUCAGGGCCCUGUGCUCUCUCAGAUGUGGAGGUGCCACGGAGUGCACUCCAGCUGUGGACUUGGGCUGCAUAUUUACUGCUUUCUUAUAACAAGAACGUAACAUGUGGGUGCAGUUGAUUUCAGAGUAUGAAUGAAUCCUGCAUUGUCUUCCUUUAUCAUGCAAGAAAUGGCUUAAAACUAAUUUGGAAGUCUCAAUGGCCCCAUUUUUCUAAACAAGGUAUUGGCAGUGACACUGAUUGCCAGAGCAUCAGUUGGAUUUCAUUGCUGAACUUUCUAACAUGCAUCCAAGAAAGUUGUUUUGUUUUGUUGGUGGGGAACAAGAAACUCAUAUCUUGUCCUGUUCCUCAGAGUGGAGUACAGCUUUGUUCAAAGGCAGAGAAAUGCCCUCUCCUCUUGCCAAAAGCCUCAUCAUCCUGAGAGUGCCAAAAGCCCUGACUGAAUCCCACCCCCAGCUGUCGAUUCACGGCUCCCUCAUGUUGCUGCUGUGAACAAGCUGUGUUCUCAGUGUGACAAAUGGGUACGUUUUGGAGACACAAACUUAGGAACAUAUCCUUCUGAAAGCUGUGGCACAUAUACUGUUCAUUCUGCAUAUCCCAAACUUUUAACUCUUGUUUUUGUCAUAGUCUCGCCAUAGUGUACAUGGGGCCUUGACUAUAAUUGGUUUGGUGUUAUUUAUCUGAGCAAUUGGAUACUAAUGGUGUAGGAGUAUGUCUUGGGUUUUUUAAUUAUCAUUGUUCUUAACUGUUUUCCAAGUGAAUUAGUGUUGGAACACUGACAAGGAAUAGAGAAUCUGUUUUGUUGUCUGAAAGGAGGAGUUAAAUAGCCAGACAGAAGCUCUACCUUGUAAUGUCAAAUCUGUGUUUUAUGCGGUGGGUAACAGAAACAUUUUAACUAUGCAAAUUGAAGCUUAGCAGCUGUGAAUCAAAAUAGGCACUCUGGAGCAUAUGGAUUGCUUAUUUAAUAGGGAAGGGGUCUCGGACGGGGGGAUCAACACACAGUUUCCAGUAGGAGUUCUUAUUUAUUGCAUUGGUCCUGUACUGUGAAGGUGGAGUGUUCCGUUUUCAGUGCAAAGGGAAAGCUCGUGGUGUGCAUGUUCCUCACUUCCUUCCUGAAGACCAACACAAGCCAGUUUGGCCUUGGAGGCUUGCCCAGAGAUGUUAAAUACUUUAGUGGUGAAAGAUAGUUUAACAUCAGUUCUGCUGAUGAGCAGAUGCAAUGAGAAGAUGAGGUGUCAGCUCCUGCUGUGUUGUGUUGAUGAAGAGCACCUCAGUGAGUGUGGCUGCUGGGUUGGGGUUGGGUUCCUGUCUUUGAUGGGCAGUCAGCCCAACAACAGGUAGCAAAAGCGAGUUUCCUCAUGGACUCUGUUGCAUUACAGAGCUAAAGUGUAAAAGUAAAGAUGCUCCUUGGGUGCCUAAAGCUUUUCCUGGGAAGACCAUACAGCUGGUUUUGCUGUUCCUGUCCUCAUUUUCCAGGCACAGCUUUCCCAUAUGGCUAGACAAAGGGGCAGUUGCUUCUUUCUUAACAGUUUCCUGAUCUAUUCCAAACCCAUCAUUAAGUCAUGGAGCUUGCUCUUCCCGUUUGUGAUGUCAAGCAGACUCAUCACUAGACUUACUUACAAGGCCAACCUUCCUGGUCGCAGUUUGCUUCUUGCUUGGGUGUUCCAGCUCCAGUGCUCUGUGGGUAGCAACUUCAGAUUUGUUCUCACUGGGCAAACUCUUGCAAAUAAUUUGCACUGCAUUGUACUGUGAUGUGAUGUUCCUUCUCUGCUGUUACCUGCUUUGUAGGCAUCCAAAUAGCUAGCUGGUCGAUUACAGUGCUGAGCCAUCCAUCAAUAAUGUGAGAUAAGAUAAUGACAGAUGAGGAAAUGUACUGUGAAAAUGCUGUACUUGUCCGUUUUACGGCAGCUGCUGGUGCUCUGUUGUGGUGUCUGAAGGAGGCUGCCAUCAUACAAACGCUGAUGUCAACUGCUGAAGCGCCCUGCUUUCACUUACCUCUUUCAUCGCACCUCUGACUUUUCUAAUUGAAAAUAUGAAAUAAGACCAGUACAGCCCAUGGCAGGAGGUUGGUUCCCGAGGCUCAGACUUCCUGUACAGGCGGAGCGGGUGGGCUGGAAUGCAGCGUCAGUGGGAUUUGUCUUGAGAAUAAAAGCUACACCAACACUUUUGUACACUAAUGGUUUUUUCAAUAAACACACAUUUUAAAAGAUGUUGAUUUCCACUGGGAAUGCUUCACAAUAAAUGCAUGUUUCCCUGAAAACAGCUUUCAUUUGGUUACUAUAAUUCCAGUUGUUCUGAGGUUACAGGGUCUACUGCCUCCAUGUCUGUGAUGAGAGAGAAAGGGGUGAUUGUUUUUGUGAUGCAUAUGAAAAAGUUGUGGAGAUGAUGAUGUAAAUAUAAGGUGUGUAAUGAUGUGCGUUACUUCAACUUGACUGCCUCAUGUGAUAGCCUAAGAAAUACAUGUACAGAUGAAGCACCUCUGCCUCCUUUCAAAAGCUGUUUCUGAGGAGAUAGCUCAGAGGAGAGUUUUCUUUGGAUUUUCCAGCACUGCUCAUGUUCAUCUCAUCUUUGUGCAUUUUAAACUAUGGACUUCAUCUAAACUACAGCGCUUGCAUGCGGGGGUGACAGCACUGUCUCCCAGCUGUAGUAGAACCUGGUAGGGAUGAUGACUGUGGAUGUAUUUGCCACCAGUACAUACUAUCCACUGCUUCUGGCAUUUGUCAGCAUUUGUUAAAUGGAGUAAAGUAGUUUGAAAGACGGAGUCUGCGCAGCUGAAGCCAUGAGCUGGGAGUAACACCGGCUGUAGUGCGUUGUUACAGGGCUGUGCCCCAUCUUCAGGUGUGUGUGGCUCUGGGUGGGUUCUGCAGGUGCCUGGGCAGGUUCUACCAGCUGGGACAGUGCUGCCCAAUUUAUGGUGUUAAACAGUGGUGUGAGGCAGUUGUUGUUUGUUUCUUUACACUUGCUGCCAUCAGGAGCUAUGUUGUAUUGUGGUGCCUUGUUCAUUAAGAGGGAGGGGGAGCACUCCCCAGCCCCUCGGCUGGGGCUACCCAUUAAUUGAGAAAAACAUUGCUUCAAUCCAUAUCCCUUGUUGUUGUAAUUAGACACUGCUGUGACAUGAGUAACUGAGCUGCUUUAUACUGAAACACACCAUCGUCCAACAGCCUUGUCAUCUCUUUCAGUACCCCAGCACUGGAAGCGAGUUCAGAGUUGCCAUGGACUGACAGUGCUUUCCUAGCUCAACUGCUCCUGUACUUAAUUAUCUGUUUCAGUAGCUGGCAUGGACACGUUUAGCUCUCGGGCAGGUAACUCUGACACUGCCAAUGCAGCAUAUCCAGGAUUUUAAAUUGUUUUAAGGUCAAGUCUGGAUCUGGAGCACCCGUGUCUGGUAUAAUGUCAAAUAAAUUACAUUGCUUCA